UUAUCAGAAUCAGAAGCUCGUAGCUCCCAGCUCCCAGCUCGCAGCCCAUGCACUUGUGCCGUAUCGUGGGUAUUAUACGAUCCCAGUCUGGGGCUAUAUAAGAUCGGGUUCCGCUGGCUGAGAGCAUCAGUUGAAGCCAAUCAAUUGCCAAGAGCAUUUAGCACUUUUGCAAACACAAACCGGAAUCAAUCCCAAUCCAAUCAACAUGAAAUUCUUCUCAGUUGUCACUGUCUUCGUUCUCGGACUCCUGGCUCUGGCCAACGCUGUUCCUCUGUCCCCUGAUCCCGGAAAUGUCAUCAUCAACGGCGACUGCAAAUACUGCAAUGUCCACGGUGGAAAGUAAAGGACCAGGACUGUCAAAAAAAUGGCCAUAGUUUACCUCAACCUGAAGUAACAAUAUUUAUGCUAAAAUUUGUAAUAAAAUGAAAUCGUAGAAUUUAGACAAAACAACAAGUUGCCAACAACACAAAAUAAAAAAUAACAAAAACACUUAAA
Molecule: messenger RNA, 495 nt
Organism: Drosophila ananassae
Lineage: Eukaryota; Metazoa; Arthropoda; Insecta; Diptera; Drosophilidae
Gene: BomS2
Product: bomanin Short 2
Exons: 2
Coding region: 206-343 (45 amino acids)
Biological process (GO): defense response
Source: RefSeq, a predicted model, not a curated record